GCAAACAGCUUUCAGUGUAUCCCCUCUCAUUUCACUCUCACUUAUUCAAUGGAAGGAAAAACAAGAAAUGCCUCCACUCUCUUUUUUUCCUUCACCUGUAUUUUCCUUUUCCUAUCCACCACCACCACUCUCUCCACUUCACUGCAGUUCCAAACCCUAACCCUCAACCCCCUUCCUAACAAACCCACUAUCUCGUGGGCCGACACCGAACCCGGAACCCAAACCUUCACCGACCAAACAACAUCAGAACCCUCCAGUUCCGCCACCACUUUCCUCUCCGUACAGUUACACCACAUAGAUGCCCUGUCUUCGGACAAAUCAUCACAAGAUCUCUUCAACUCGAGACUUGUACGUGAUGCAGCACGUGUCAAAUCUUUAAUUUCCCUUGCGGCAACCGUUGGCGGUACAAACCUGACGCGUGCGCGCGGCCCUGGGUUCAGUAGUUCCGUUAUCUCAGGGCUCGCUCAAGGGAGUGGAGAGUACUUCACGCGCCUUGGUGUAGGGACCCCAGCAAGAUAUGUCUACAUGGUGCUUGACACUGGAAGCGACAUCGUUUGGAUCCAGUGUGCUCCAUGCAUAAAGUGUUACUCUCAAACCGACCCGGUUUUUGACCCGACUAAAUCCAGGUCCUUCGCUAAUAUCCCCUGUGGGUCACCUUUGUGUAGGAGACUUGAUUAUCCAGGCUGCAGCACGAAAAAACAGAUUUGUCUGUAUCAAGUCUCUUACGGAGACGGGUCGUUCACUGUUGGUGAGUUCUCAACCGAAACGCUUACGUUCAGAGGAACCAGAGUUGGUCGUGUGGUGCUUGGUUGUGGGCAUGACAAUGAGGGCCUUUUUGUUGGUGCUGCUGGAUUGCUGGGACUCGGUAGGGGAAGAUUAUCCUUCCCUUCACAAAUCGGUCGCCGGUUCAACAGCAAGUUUUCUUACUGUCUGGGAGACCGGUCUGCUUCUUCUAGACCGUCUUCUAUAGUUUUCGGUGACUCGGCUAUUUCAAGAACCACCCGGUUCACUCCAUUGUUGUCGAACCCGAAAUUAGACACCUUUUAUUAUGUUGAGCUUCUCGGGAUUAGUGUCGGUGGGACGCGUGUUUCUGGGAUCUCAGCUUCUUUAUUCAAACUCGACUCUACAGGGAACGGCGGCGUUAUAAUUGAUUCGGGUACGUCAGUGACCCGACUGACCCGGGCCGCUUAUGUGGCUCUACGUGAUGCUUUCCUGGUCGGAGCAUCCAAUUUGAAACGGGCACCGGAAUUCUCGUUGUUUGACACAUGUUUUGAUUUGUCUGGGAAGACAGAGGUGAAGGUGCCAACGGUGGUUUUACAUUUCAGAGGUGCUGACGUGCCAUUGCCGGCGUCGAACUAUUUGAUACCAGUGGAUAAUAGUGGGAGUUUUUGCUUUGCGUUUGCAGGUACAGCGAGUGGAUUGUCAAUAAUUGGAAAUAUCCAACAACAAGGUUUCCGGGUUGUGUAUGACUUGGCGACCUCACGGGUCGGAUUUGCUCCCCGUGGAUGCGCUUGAGUUUGUGAUGCGUGCAUUUGGUUUAAGGGUUACUGUUUUUUUUUUUUUUUUUUCUCUCGUUUUGGCAAGGGAUAAAGCUCUUUCCCUGCCCUUUUAUUUCUCUCUCUAAAUAAUGGGUGUCAUAAAAAUAUCUUUUCUUGAUUUUUCAAUAUAAGUAAAGAAAGAGGGGAGAUAUAUAAAUUAAUCAGACAGAAUUUGGGAUGA
Populus trichocarpa (black cottonwood) is the source of this 1719-nucleotide messenger RNA. RefSeq names its product aspartyl protease family protein 2. The coding region runs from base 49 to 1515 and encodes 488 amino acids. Gene Ontology annotation, molecular function: aspartic-type endopeptidase activity. The transcript has a single exon. The record is from RefSeq and is a predicted model, not a curated record. Gene Ontology annotation, biological process: proteolysis. Lineage: Eukaryota; Viridiplantae; Streptophyta; Magnoliopsida; Malpighiales; Salicaceae.